AUGCUUUCAGGGAGAACAGAAGUUACUGAUGAAUACGAUUCUAGUGACAUGAACAUGUUGAUUCUAAACUAUGGAAAUAACGUAACGAAAACAAAUGUAUUCACAAACGCGGACAGUGUAGUUCCAACAAAACCAGAUAUCGAAGACUUUUGGAAUGUUGAAUCUAUUGGAAUAACUACUGAAAGGGCAAACACAGAUGAUCAAAUUGUUAUGCAACAUUUCAAGGAUACACUUAAGCGCGAGGACGGGCGAUAUCAGGUUACAUGGCCAUGGAAACGAGAUAUUGAUGAAUUGCCGGAAAAUCGUGGAUUGGCAUUAGGGAGACUGAAAUCAUUAGUUACUCGAAUCGAAAGACAACCUGAACUGAAACAGCAAUACGACGAUGUAAUUCAAGACCAGCUUGCAAAGGGCGUUAUUGAAAAAGUUGACAAAUGUGCAGAGUACGGAUAUAAACAUUAUAUCCCACACCAUGUAGUUAUCACACCAACGAAAAGUACAACCAAACUUCGAGUUGUUUAUGAUGCAUCAGCGAAGACAAGAACUGACAACAAAAGUCUGAAUGAAUGCUUAUACAGAGGCCCCGUCAAGCUACAUGACCUCUGUGGAAUUUUAAUGCGGUUUAGAUUACACAAAAUUGGUAUAGUUGCCGAUAUAGAGAAGGCAUUUCUGCAAGUGGGAUUACAACCUUUAGAAAGAGACGUUACCCGAUUUCUGUGGCUUAAGGACAUCAGUACAUCAAUCGUAAAUGAAGACAAUAUACAAGAAUUUCGCUUUGCAAGGGUGCCGUUUGGCGUAAUUUCGAGUCCAUUUCUACUGGGUGCCACUAUCGAAUGCCAUCUGGAUUCAUAUGAAAGUGAAAUUUCAGAAAAACUGAAAAAUGAUAUAUACGUGGACAAUGUUAUUACUGGAACCGAAACUGAGACUGAAGCCAUUAAGUUUUACGAAACAUCAAAAUCGAUCUUUAAAGAUGCAUCAAUGAACUUACGUGAAUGGACUACAAACAGUAAAUCCGUGAAUACUUCCAUACCUACUGAAGAUAGGUCAGGGUGUGAAAAGACAAAGGUGUUAGGACACUAUUGGAAUGUUAAAGAUGACACAUUUUCUAUCAAAGCGCCGAUGUUGUUACCUGAAACGUCACAGAUUACAAAACGAACAGUGCUAAAACAGAUAGCUUCAGUGUAUGACCCUCUAUGUCUUUUCUGUCCGAUUUUGCUUCGGGGAAAGAUACUUCUACAAUCAUUGUGGCGUAAACAUAGUGACUGGGAUGAUGAACUUGAAAAUAGUGACAUUCUGUCAUGGAAAUCGAUCAAAGAAGAUUUUGUAAAUAUCCCAAAUUCUCAGAUUCCAAGAUAUGUUGGAUUACAAGUUGUCGAUGAAAAUAAAAAAGUACAAAACAGAUUGGUUUGCUUCUGCGAUGCCUCAAAAUAUGCAUAUGCGUGUUGCAUUUAUCUUAUUCAGGGAGAUAAAAAUGUAACAAAAGGGAACCUUGUAUUCGCAAAGUCAAGAUUAGCUCCUAUAAAACAAAAUAUGACGAUUCCAAGAUUAGAAUUACUGGCGAUGGUCAUAGGAGUUCGUUGCAUUGAAUUUGUGAGAAAAGAGCUUAAAUUAGAAAUAGAAGAAACUUACUUGUUCACGGACUCGCAAUGUGCAUUGAAAUGGACAGAAACAGAAAAGGCGUUACCCGUAUUUAUCAAGAACAGAGUUAAAGAAAUAAAAGGUCACGGUGACAUUUCGUUUAGAUACGUAUCUACAAAGGAAAAUCCAGCAGACGUAGCAAGUAGAGGAGUUACAAUGGAUCAGCUACAAAACAACCAACUAUGGUGGCAUGGUCCUAGUUGGUUAUCGAAACCGAAAAACGAAUGGAAAAUUGACGAAAAAUUUGUGAUAGCGGAAUCAAAAUUUGAAAAUACUGAGCAAGAUGUAGAAACGAAGAAAAAUGAACCAUUGUUAAAAUCUGAAGAGGCGCCUGCUUUAGGUUCAGACAAUCAUUCUCCAUGCGGAAUUAAAAGUGAAAAGUACUCAUCUGCAAUCAAGCUGUUCAGAGUUACAGCCCUUGUCUUACGUUUUAUCAAAAGGAUAAAGAAACAGAAAUGUGAAACUGAAUCGAUUUCAAGUGAUGAAUUGUUACAUGCCGAAAAUUUGUGGAUAUUGCAUUUACAGAGAAAGUGCUAUCAAGAUGUGUACGAGUCGAUAACAAACGGUAAAAAAUGUACCAUAAAGCAACAGCUUGGAGUAUUCAUAGAUAAAAAUGGUCUGCUUAGAUGCAGAGGCAGGCUUGAAAACGCAAAUAUUAGCGAUGCAGCCAGAUAUCCUAUCCUUUUACCAAAGAAAGAUCAUAUUACACGUUUAAUCAUAGAACGCGCUCAUAAACAGCAACUUCAUAGUGGAUUAUCUCAAACGUUGAGUGCUGUACGAUAUAAAUUCUGGAUUCCCAGUGGGCGUGCUACCGUGCGCAGUGUGUUACGACAAUGCAUACUGUGUCGGAAAAUCGAGGGCGGUGCGUACAAGAUGCCGCCAAUGCCCCCAUUUCCAAAGGGACGUGUUACGGAGGCGGUCGCGUUUGAAAGGACAGGUCUUGAUUAUCUGGGACCCCUCUACAUAAAGACCUCUGGGGAAUAUAGAAAGGUAUGGGUUUGCCUAUCCACUUGUUUAGUAACUCGUGCAGUACAUUUGGAGACAGUACACGAUAUGUCAACAGAAGAGUUCCUAUUAGCGUUACGUCGAUUCAUUGCGCAACGGGGAUCACCAAUGGAAAUAAACAGUGACAACGCAAAACAGUUCAAGUUAGCCAGUGACACAAUACAUUUAAUCUGGCAAAACACUAUCAAAAGCGAUGACGUGCAAACGUAUGUAUCAAAUCAUGGAAUAAAAUGGAAUUUUAUUGUCGAGCGAGCCCCCUGGUAUGGAGGUUACUGGGAAAGACUUGUGGGACUUGUUAAACGAUCAUUACGCAAAUCUCUGGGACGUAGAUCAUUGACUGAUAUUCAGUUACAGACUGUUAUCAAAGAAAUAGAAAGUGUCAUCAAUUCUAGACCACUUUUAUAUGUGGAUGAUGAUAUAAAUUCUAACAUUACGUUAACACAGGACAUUUUCUGA
Mercenaria mercenaria is the source of this 3096-nucleotide messenger RNA. RefSeq lists its product as uncharacterized. Gene Ontology annotation, molecular function: nucleic acid binding. The transcript has a single exon. Bases 1 to 3096 code for a protein of 1031 amino acids. Gene Ontology annotation, biological process: DNA integration. Lineage: Eukaryota; Metazoa; Mollusca; Bivalvia; Venerida; Veneridae. The record is from RefSeq and is a predicted model, not a curated record.